AUGGCGGACGAACAAAGCUCGUACAUACCUGGAUUGAUAUUUUCAUCAGUUGCAGCAUUGGCUACACGUGCAGUAACACACCCACUCGAUACAAUCAAGGUCCUAAUACAAUCCGAUUCGCUCAUACUGAGGACCCAGUCGUUCAGAUCGCUAUAUCGUGGAUUGCCCGUGUCGGCCUUCUUCUCAAUACCGGCUUUAUCGCUGUACUUGCACGCGUAUGACAGCUGUAAGACCGAAUUAGGGGAUUUGAUGGGGGAUGGUGGUAGUGAUAGUGUUUACGUGCAUGGAUCUAGUGCAGUUGUAGCUGAGGGUCUUUCAGCAGUGUUUUGGACACCAAUGGAAGUCUUAAAGAACCGUCAGCAGGUGUCAUCUCGUAAUUUACAGCAAGAAUCAAACAUUUUUCGAAUGGUGAAGGAGGUGUAUCACGGUGAAGGCAUUCGUGGAUUUUUCAAGGGAUAUCUUCUGAAUCUCGCAGUGUUUGUUCCCUACACUGUAACUUAUUUUGUUACCUACGAACAAUUGAAACUCGUUGCAUCGGGACGAACGAGGCUGCCCUUCUCUACAGCGCAAGAACCUGAAUCAGAAACUGUAGAGUUGAAUUUUGCAAGUUACGCCGCAUCCUCAGCAGCUGCUGGUGCCGUAGCUGGAGCCAUCUCCAACGUCUUGGACGUUGUAAAAACACGAGUCCAAAUUUCUCGUGUUGAUGGCGUGUCUGCCACAUCGGUGAUUCGAAACAUUUACGCAACGGAGGGACUUGCAGGUUUUGCUAGAGGAAUGACUGCUAGAAUAAUAUGGAUUACUCCAUCUGUCGUCAUAUCAAUGAGUGUCUACGAGGUCUUGAAAGAUUGGUGGCGAAAUCGUGAACAGUCACAGAAUGGCAUCUGA
This is a messenger RNA of Synchytrium microbalum, 885 nucleotides long. RefSeq lists its product as uncharacterized. The record is from RefSeq and is a predicted model, not a curated record. Lineage: Eukaryota; Fungi; Chytridiomycota; Chytridiomycetes; Synchytriales; Synchytriaceae. The transcript has 6 exons. Gene Ontology annotation, biological process: transmembrane transport. The coding region runs from base 1 to 885 and encodes 294 amino acids.